AUGAUAACUCACCCCGAGAGCAGCGCAUACCGACCAGCGCUUGCUCACUCUUCAUCCUCAUCUACUCCCGACCAGUGGGCGCGGUCGUCGGUCGGCCCUUCCGCGAUUCCUAAUCCAAGAGAACCAGCGCCCUCGGCGCGUGGAGCUCCUCUGCCGUCGCAGCAGUCGGCGUUGAGGCAUCACUCGACCAGCUCGCGCUCGACCCCACCGCCAUCCACAUCCACCCCGAUACCUUUCGACCACGCCGGCGCGACCACUUCGCACCCACCGAGCGGAAAUCUCGGUACCUUUUCCCCGUCUUCCUCGGUCUCGGCUACCCCCGACUCUUACGCUUCGCCGACCCGAACGAAGCGCGCAUCCGAAGACACGCCGCCGAUCCAGUUGCGCAAUCUCAAUCACAUCGUCGAGCUGGCUAAGGAGGACUGUUUGCACCCGCAGCCGACGCACCGGAGGAAUCGCAGCGGGAAUGAGGACAAGCGGCGCUACGAGAUCAGCAGCAUGCCAGUCGGGGACGUGAUAGAGAUGGUGGCUGCGCUCCUGACGAAGAUCACGACCACAAACGACCUGCAACAUGAGCACCUACACAGGAACAUGCCGCCGGAUGGCGUAGCUGGCUUGAGCACUACCACCAACAGUGUCCUGGCCUUCCACGGAAAGAACGUCCCCAGCAUCACAAUUCAGAGCUACCUUUCUCGGAUACACAAGUACUGCCCGACGACCUAUGAAGUCUUCCUGUCACUGCUCGUGUACUUUGACCGGAUGACGGAGCGGGUGAACGAGAAGCCUCUGGCCUACGGAGUAGGGGGAUCAGUGACGAUCGGGGACAACCAUCCGGAUAUGCCACCUCCCCCGGCUCCCUCUGCGCCGGAUCCAUACCAUACGUCUCAUGUGUUCGUAGUUGACAGCUAUAAUAUACAUCGAUUGGUGAUAGCCGGCGUGACGUGUGCCUCCAAGUUCUUUUCCGAUGUGUUUUACACAAAUUCCAGAUACGCAAAGGUCGGAGGACUACCAUUAGCUGAACUCAACCACCUCGAGUUGCAGUUUCUGAUACUCAACGACUUCCGUCUCUCGGUACCGGUGGAGGAGCUCGAGGCCUACGGUACGAUGCUGGUGCAAUUCUAUGCUCGGGAAGCAAUAGCGAACGCGAACCUGCAGGGCAUCGACCCGCCGUCACCGCCAGCGCAGCAGCAGCAGCAGCAGCAGCAGCCGUAUGUGGUUGGUAGUAUCGCGACAGCUUAG
Messenger RNA from Tricharina praecox, 1239 nucleotides. RefSeq names its product cyclin-domain-containing protein. The record is from RefSeq and is a predicted model, not a curated record. The transcript is spliced from 2 exons. Bases 1 to 1239 code for a protein of 412 amino acids. Gene Ontology annotation, biological process: regulation of cyclin-dependent protein serine/threonine kinase activity. Gene Ontology annotation, molecular function: protein kinase binding; cyclin-dependent protein serine/threonine kinase regulator activity. Lineage: Eukaryota; Fungi; Ascomycota; Pezizomycetes; Pezizales; Pyronemataceae. Gene Ontology annotation, cellular component: nucleus; cyclin-dependent protein kinase holoenzyme complex.